UCAGCCGCACAGACACAUACACACUUUCUGCGCCAUUUGCUUCAGACACACGUGUGUUCUGCGCGCAGCUGCAUGUCAUGAGUUAAGAACGGGACUGAUAAUAAUAAUCAUCAUAAUAAUAAUCAUCAUCACAUAAUGCCGAAGGUGAAGAAGAGCAGAGGCGGCGCGGAGCGCGGCGGUGUCGGUGUGUCUCUGGCCGAUCAGAUCCUGCAGGGAGACUCGGUCCGGAGCAGCGGCCGCGUGAAGACCCGAAGCCGGACUCCCGAGGAGGAGCAGGAGUAUGUGGACGAGAAACUGUCCAGGAAGAUCCUGCAGCAGGCCCGAAUACAGCAGGACGAGCUGCAGACCGAGUUAGGACUCGCUCCAGAAACCAGAAGACAGCCAGCUACUCAACUAGGUCCGAGGUCACAUGAUGGAGACUCUGACGAGGAGUGGCCGGCUCUGGGAGAGUCUGCGGAGGAGGCGGCUGGAGAGGUGGACGUGGAUCCUGAGGACGAGAGGGCCAUUGAGAUGUUCAUGAACAAGAACCCGCCGCUCAGACGCACGCUGGCCGACAUCAUCAUGGAGAAGAUCACGGAGAAGCAGACGGAGGUGGGCACCGUGAUGUCCGAGGUGUCGGGACGAGCCGUUCCUCAGCUGGACCCAAGAGUGGUGGAGGUGUACAGAGGCGUCAGCAAGGUUCUGUCUAAAUACCGCAGCGGGAAACUUCCCAAAGCGUUUAAGAUCAUCCCGGCUCUUUCCAACUGGGAGCAGGUCCUGUACCUCACGGAAACGGAGACAUGGACCGCCGCCGCCAUGUAUCAGGCCACCAGGAUCUUCUCGUCUAACCUGAAGGAGCGAAUGGCUCAGCGCUUCUACAAUCUGGUGCUGCUGCCCCGAGUCCGGGACGACAUCACGGAGUACAAGCGGCUGAACUUUCACCUCUACAGCGCGCUGAAGAAAGCGCUCUUCAAACCCGGAGCCUGGUUCAAAGGAAUCCUGCUGCCGCUGUGUGAAUCGGGCACGUGUACGCUGAGAGAAGCCAUCAUCAUCGGCAGCAUCCUCACCAAAUGCUCCAUCCCAGUGCUGCACUCCAGCGCCGCGAUGCUGAAACUGGCAGAGAUGGAGUAUAACGGAGCCAACAGCAUUUUCCUGCGGCUGUUGCUGGAUAAGAAAUACGCCCUGCCCUUCCGUGUGCUCGACGCCCUGGUCGCCCACUUCCUGUCGUUCCGCACGGACAAACGGACUCUGCCGGUGCUGUGGCACCAGAGCCUGCUGACGCUGGUGCAGCGCUAUAAAGCCGACCUGUCCUCCGAACAGAAGGAGGCGCUGUUGGAGCUGCUGAAGGUUCAGACGCACCCGACGAUUUCAGCCGAGAUACGCCGAGAACUGCAGAACUCUGAGGCGCGAGAUCUGGAGGACGCCACCCCCGCCAUGACCGUCGACUGAGCCGCGAACUUUGAUAACGUGUUGGAAUAACAUGACAAUGAAAUGUGGGAUUAUGCCGCAAUAUAUUUUGCAUUUUUGCAGUGAUGCUAUGUUCAUAUUUUUGGACUUGGUUAGAACUUAAUAAAAAUCAUAAACUCCA
Megalobrama amblycephala (Wuchang bream) is the source of this 1567-nucleotide messenger RNA. RefSeq names its product bystin-like (gene bysl). Gene Ontology annotation, molecular function: snoRNA binding. The transcript is spliced from 7 exons. NCBI's taxonomy places the organism in Eukaryota, Metazoa, Chordata, Actinopteri, Cypriniformes, Xenocyprididae. Gene Ontology annotation, cellular component: nucleolus; cytoplasm; preribosome, small subunit precursor. Gene Ontology annotation, biological process: rRNA processing. The record is from RefSeq and is a predicted model, not a curated record. The coding region runs from base 136 to 1428 and encodes 430 amino acids.